Molecule: messenger RNA, 4965 nt
Organism: Pseudoliparis swirei
Lineage: Eukaryota; Metazoa; Chordata; Actinopteri; Perciformes; Liparidae
Gene: farp2
Product: FERM, RhoGEF and pleckstrin domain protein 2
Exons: 28
Coding region: 516-3707 (1063 amino acids)
Cellular component (GO): cytoskeleton
Molecular function (GO): guanyl-nucleotide exchange factor activity; cytoskeletal protein binding
Source: RefSeq, a predicted model, not a curated record
AAAACCCAUCGACUGCGGUUUAUCUACGGGUCAAAGUGUAGUCCGAACUUAAAUAAAGGCUUUUUCGCCUUGUAAGUCAAAUCUGAUACAACUAAUCAGGUAAAACAAUGAUUUUCUAUUUCCUUCUGGGUGUUGCCAACCACCUCCCUGCAGAUUCAAUACACCUAGAAACGAAACCGCACACUAUUUAAACUUUCCGCGACGCCUUAUUAAAAAGCCACAACAUAUAUUUUUGCAGGCGGUCAGUGCAGUAUAUUCGUCCAUCCAUCGAGGCUAUUUAAAUAGAGGAAGGCAAAUUUGCUCUCCCAAGCCCACAAUCCUCAACCCCAUUUUAACCAAUCACAGCACGAGUGGGACCGCUUCAGCCAAUGACGAACUAGUCUGAGUACGCACUCCGUCGGACGACGACGACCAUGGAGCGGAGUAGUCUCCUUUUCGGUGUAGCAAACUUUUAGCAUUUAGUUUCGAUACGGACACAAACGGUGUGAGGUUGGGGGAGCAGCUCUGAGCAGAAAAUGGGGGAGCUCGAGGGUUCAUACCGGGUCCUGCAGACCCCUGGCAUACGGCUGGGAGCCCAGUUCAACCCUGGUAUCAGCACUUUGGAGCCGGGCCAGAGCCUCGGCGGCAACAUGGUCAGCGGGAGCAAGAGCCACGGGCGAUGGCUACAAAUUCGCGUCCAGGGACUGGACGACUCCCAAGAGUUCUUUGACGUCGACCCCAAAGCUAUUGGACAGUAUCUCCUCUCUGAGGUUUUCUUGAGAGGCAACCUCAUAGAGCGGGAUUACUUUGGUCUGGAGUUUCAGAACAUGCAGAUGAACUGGGUUUGGCUGGAACCCACGAAACCCAUUAUGAGACAAGUCAGGAGACCGGCCAAUACGCUUUUCAGACUGUCGGUUAAAUUCUUUCCUCCAGACCCUGGUCAGCUGCAGGAGGAGUACACAAGGUACUUAUUCUCUCUGCAAAUGAAAAGAGAUCUGAUUGAGUCCAGGCUGAUCUGUACAGAAAAUACUGGAGCCCUGCUGGCCUCUCACCUCGUCCAGUCGGAGAUCGGCGACUACGGCGACGCAGCAGACGGGGACUUCCUGAGGACCACCAAACUGUUGCCGUACCAAGAGAAGGUGCAGGAGAGGAUCAUGGAGCUCCACCGCAGGCACCUGGGCCAGACUCCAGCUGAAUCAGAUUUUCAAAUCCUGGAGAUUGCCCGCAAACUGGAGAUGUAUGGCGUCCGCUUCCACCCAGCGGCCGACCGGGAAGGCUCCAAAAUCAACCUGGCCGUCGCUCACAUGGGCCUUCAGGUUUUUCAGGGCAACACCAAGAUAAACACCUUCAAUUGGUCCAAGAUUCGCAAACUGAGCUUCAAGAGAAAGAGGUUCCUGAUCAAACUCUACCCAGAGGUUCACGGUCUCCAUCAGGACACAUUGGAGUUCCUGAUGGCCAGUCGGGACCAAUGUAAAAUCUUCUGGAAGAUCUGCGUGGAAUACCACUCGUUUUUCCGCAUGUUUGACCAACCCCAGCCCAAAUCCAAAGCCAUCCUCUUCACCAGAGGCUCUUCCUUCAGAUACAGUGGAAGGACUCAGAAGCAACUCGUGGACUACGUCAGGGAAAACGGGGCGAAGAGAACUCCAUACCAGAGGAGGAACAGUAAAAUACGAAUGUCUGCUCGCUCCCUCGCCACAGAUGUGCCAAAACAGAGCUUGUCAUUCAACGACAGUCUCGGGGCCCCAGGCUUCCCUUCUCCUGCCACCGUGUCCUUCCACCCGGCGCACAUCUCCAGCCUCCUCCCACUAGCAGAGCUCCAACCUCAGCCACGGCCUUUGGCCACACCGAGCCGGUCUCCAGCGCCUCCCCAGCAGCAGCUUCAGUCCCCUCUGCAGGCUGCCAGACCCCCAAGCCCUCCGAAGGAAGACCCUGUCAAGGCCGCGUCCCCAUCUCACUACGCUUUUCAAGAUGCCAUGGACAGCCCCCAGUUCUCCCCCAUGAUCUCCAAGGAUCCCCUCUGCCUGUCCCCCUCCUUUCAGAUGUCGACCCUCAGCCUGCCGGGCCAGACCCCGUCGCCCCUGCAGAGCCCCAUUCUGAGCGAGGUGGGCAGCAAUGCCAGGCUAGAGGAAGAGGAGGAGGAGGGCAGGAGGAAGCGAUAUCCCACCGACAAGGCCUACUUCAUCGCCAAAGAGAUUCUGACCACGGAGCGAACGUAUUUGAAAGACCUUGAGGUCAUCACUGUGUGGUUCCGCAGCGCCGUGAUCAAAGAAAACGCCAUGCCCGAAGCCCUGAUGACCCUCCUCUUCUCCAACAUCGACCCCAUCUACGAGUUCCACCGGGGCUUCCUCAAGGAGCUGGACCAGAGGCUGGCUUUCUGGGAGGGUCGCUCCAACGCUCACGUCAAGGGCGACUACCAGAGGAUCGGCGACGUGAUGCUGAGGAACAUGUGCGCCCUGAAGGAGUUCACCGGCUUCCUGCGGAAACACGACGAGGUGUUGACGGAGCUGGAGAAAGCCAGCAAGAAGCUGAAGAAGCUGGAGACGGUCUAUAAGGAGUUCGAGCUGCAGAAGGUCUGCUACCUGCCCCUCAACACGUUCCUGCUCAAGCCCAUCCAGCGCCUCAUGCACUACAAGCUCAUCCUGGAGCGACUGUGCAAGCAUUACUCUCCCGGCCACCGCGAUCACGAUGACUGCAAGGAGGCUCUGAAGGAAGUGGCUGAGAUCGCCACCCAGCUCCAAAGCAGCCUCAUCCGGUUGGAGAACUUCCAGAAGCUGACCGAGCUGCAGAGAGACCUGAUCGGCAUUGAGAACCUGACGGGGCCAGGCAGGGAGUUUAUAAGAGAGGGCUGUCUGUACAAGCUCACCAAGAAAGGACUGCAGCAAAGGAUGUUUUUCCUGUUCUCAGACAUGCUCCUCUACACGAGCAAAGGCGUCACAGCGACCAAUCAGUUCAAAGUGCACGGCCAGCUGUCCCUUCAUGGCAUGAUCCUCAUAGUGCUGGAUACACCGGUCGAGGAGAGUGAAAACGAGUGGUCGGUCCCACACUGCUUCACCAUCUACUCUGCUCAGAGGACCGUUGUCGUGGCUGCCAGUUCUAAAGUGGAGAUGGGGAAGUGGAUUGAGGACAUGAACAUGGCUAUUGAACUGGCCAAGAAGUCCCAAGAGAAGUCCACCAUCUUCCUCGAUGCAGAAGUCGGCGACCACUCCAACCGAUCAUCCGACGAGGUCUCCCUGGAGCAGGAGUCGGAAGACGACAUGAACUCGUCGCUCACGUCGCUGGACAAGCAGACGCACCACCGGGCCAACACCACCAUGCACGUGUGCUGGCACCGCAACACCAGCGUGUCUAUGUCUGAUCACAGCCAGGCUGUGGAGAACCAGCUGUCGGGUUACCUGCUGAGGAAGUUCAAGAACAGCAACGGCUGGCAGAAACUCUGGGUGGUCUUCACCAACUUCUGCUUGUUCUUCUACAAGACUCACCAGGACGACUUCCCGCUGGCCAGCCUGCCCCUGCUCGGCUACACGGUCAGCACCCCUGAGGAGUCGGACGGCAUCCACAAGGAGUACGUCUUCAAGCUGCAGUUCAAGUCCCACGUUUACUUCUUCCGGGCGGAGAGCGAGUACACCUUCGAAAGAUGGAUGGAGGUGAUCAAGAGCGCGGCCAGCACCACGGGCCGGAUGAGCCUGCUUAUACCCAAAGGGGCUCCUGUGGAGAUGAACGGGAACUGAAUCGGACGCCGCCCGCCCGCCACCUGGAGGCUGGGCCUCCCCGGGGCAUCAGAGAGGCAAUCGGGUCUUUUUCUGCUUUCCUGACGUUUUCAUACGUCGCGAGGAGUCGGACAAUAACAGAUGAAGACUGAAAGAUAUACAGACAGUUAAAGAGUAUUUAACAUUUCUCAGCCUAAGGAUUUAAUUUUAACGGUUUGUAACAUGCUAACGUUCGCGUCAGUAUACAGAACAUAAUGAAAGGGAGACUUUUUGUAUCUGUUUUGUUGUUGAUUUUUUGCAUGUUUAGUGCUCCGUUGGACUGAUGUGAAAUACUAUUAUAUGGGACCAACUCCCACACAAAGGAGGCUUUCACUGUUUAGCAUGCGAUGGCCGAAGCUUUGUUGGGACACAGUUGAUGCACAGUGGGAACUAAAUGAAGGUGCACGAUGGUUUGUGCUCUCAGCAUCGGAGGAGUGUCAGUGAGUGAGUGUAUGUGUAAGUCGGAGGCGAGCGGAAGGCUACGGGAUGUUAAAGCAGGUCGUUACGUUUCUGGAGAUAUAUGAGAAAUUGAGAAAAUCUGACACGCACGCAACGCAAUUUUGGUUGCAAACCUUUAACAGCUUUAUUUAUUUUUCUCCAAGAAUAAAGCUGUAUGAAGUUUUAGUAUGAGCAGCGGUUAUUCCCGAGGCUUCCAUGUUGCUGGGAUGAGGUUUCAUAUGCUGAAAAGGGAGCUGCUUUAAUCUGUAGUCGGGCAGCGUUAAAGGCCAGUUCGGUGCUACACUUCCCUCUUUAAUAUCAAGUGUAAACAAAUGUAUCCUGUUUUUAUUCUCUCGGCAUAGGGAUAACAACUUGAAGAAAUAUUGUGCAGUGGUGACAGAUUCUCUCCUCUGAAGGAAGAACCAGAAGAACACAUUAUGAAUUAAUUGUACUCGGUGAUGUCACCAACAACGCUUAUUGUCGGUUAUGUGGUGCGCUACAUGCACACGUGAUAUCAAUUGGUACAGUAUGGUUUUUUUGUUGUAAUGAAGACUGGAAUCUUUACGUGUGUGUGUCUGUCUGUCCAAGGUGACGAUGGAGUUCAUCUGACAUUCUGUGUGCGUGCGAGAGAUGACUGUUGCACAUGUUAACAAACCGUACAUGUUACUCCUAUUUAUUGUUUAUCAUCAUCAUCAUCAGGGCCGUUGCUCCCGCAUGCCCCAUCCCCCCCAAUGUAGUCUUCAUGUUAUUCCUUUAAAAAGAAAGAAAAAAAACCUAACGAAUAAAAGAUCGUUGCAAUCAC